Engraulis encrasicolus (European anchovy) is the source of this 2663-nucleotide messenger RNA. RefSeq names its product stomatin (EPB72)-like 2 (gene stoml2). Lineage: Eukaryota; Metazoa; Chordata; Actinopteri; Clupeiformes; Engraulidae. The record is from RefSeq and is a predicted model, not a curated record. Gene Ontology annotation, cellular component: membrane; mitochondrion. The transcript is spliced from 10 exons. Gene Ontology annotation, biological process: mitochondrion organization. The coding region runs from base 94 to 1167 and encodes 357 amino acids.
CUUCCGGACUAGUCGAGGGUCACGCUUCGGAGAAGGUGGCAAGGGGACCAUUCAUUCUCUGUUCUUUAUAAUAAAGAAAUAUUGUCCAUUAGUAUGAUUAGAACAAUAUUACGAAGUAGCGGUGCGCUCCUGAAGCACUCUGGUCGUGGUGUGGUGGGUGUGUGGACGCCCGCUCAGCAGCGAUGGGCCUCCAGCCUUCCCAUGAACACCGUGGUGCUCUUCGUACCGCAGCAGGAGGCCUGGGUGGUGGAGCGCAUGGGACGAUUCCACCGGAUACUGGACCCUGGGUUAAACUUCCUGAUUCCAGUGCUGGAUCGAAUUCGUUAUGUCCAGAGUCUGAAGGAAAUUGUGAUUGAUGUGCCUGAACAGUCAGCUGUUUCCCUGGAUAAUGUGACCCUACAGAUUGAUGGCGUUCUUUACCUGAGGAUACUUGACCCCUUUAAGGCCAGCUACGGUGUGGAGGACCCAGAGUACGCUGUGACCCAGCUGGCCCAGACCACCAUGAGGUCCGAGCUGGGAAAACUCACACUGGACAAGGUGUUCCGGGAGCGUGAGACUCUGAACACCAACAUCGUCCACUCCAUCAACCAGGCGUCAGACGACUGGGGCAUCCGCUGCCUACGAUACGAGAUUAAGGACAUACACGUGCCGCAGCGCGUCAAGGACUCCAUGCAGCUGCAGGUGGAGGCAGAGCGUAAGAAGAGGGCUACGGUGUUGGAGUCAGAGGGUUCGCGGGAGGCAGCCAUCAACGUGGCCGAGGGCCGCAAGCAGGCGCAGAUCCUCGCCUCUGAGGCUGAGAAGGCAGAGCAGAUCAACCAGGCGGCCGGUGAAGCCAAUGCAGUCCUUGCCAAAGCAGAAGCCAAGGCCAAAGCCAUCAGGGUGAUCGCAGACGCCCUCGCACAAGGGACUGGGGGAGCAGCAGCGUCCUAUAACGUGGCUGAGCAGUAUGUGGCUGCCUUCUCCAAUCUGGCCAAACAGUCCAACACCGUCCUGCUACCCACCAACACUGGAGACAUCAGCAGCAUGGUCACGCAGGCCAUGAGCAUCUAUGGCUCGCUGUCUAAGACUCCAGAGUUACCCGCCGCCAGCCCCAGCCCCAGCUCCACAGUUGCCCCGUCAGUAGAGGACUCUGCCCCUCAGGCCGCACCGCAACCCCCAGCCCAGUAGAGGGUACUACCUCAUACCAGGCGCUCAGACAGACUCACACCGGGACUCUUACUCACACACUUGAACUGCAGCAGCAACCCUGUCUGUCUUGCCCAGCCGUAGACAUGUAUGCGUGAAAUUAUGCAUCUAUGGAGACAACAACUGACCGAAGCGGCAACUGUGGAACUGAUUCACCUGAUCUGAUCUGACCACGCUGUUGCCCUCUUGUGGUCGACCUGGGAACGUGCAGGUGGAGCGCUACUGCUGGGCUCUUCUGUCAUGAUGCUGAUGUAGUGACAGUCACUCAAAGGAAAGGGACGGGAGACUCAAACACGUCACACACACACACAAACACAUACAUGUCACACAUACAUACGCAUGCUUCAAAGAAAGAGAGAGAGAGAGAAACGCUCUGAAAGUGACAUUGCAAGGACAUUCUCAGCCUUAAUCUGGAGGAUCAGAGCAAUUGUCUAUUAUUUUGAUGUCCGUUUCCCUUUUUUUGUGUUAGUAAAUAGCGUUCCCAGGAAUAUUAUUUUUGAAACUGCAGGUUGCUCUUAUUAUCCAAUUCCUGUAGCCAACUCUUUACAGCACAUAACAUACUGUCCAUCUGGGUUAAACAUCUCAAUAACUUUCGGGGAGUAGGUGUAAGCUAGUAAGUAGCUUAAGCCUAAGCUACGCCUUACCGUGGGAAAUAAAAUUGAGAAAGCCACCAUUGAGAGUUACGGGUGAGACGUUUUUUUGGACUGUCAUAUGCUGUUUUUGCCAUCUUGGUUCCCAUGGGCUCUACAAGAGGGGCGUGACACAGGGUACAUACCAUUAUCCUAACUCCCAUGCUUGUGGCCUCGUGCUUCGUUUACGUCCCGCCUCCAUGGAGAAAACGCCUAGCCACAACAACUUUUGAGGGACCUUUCCCCCCCAUUCAACAUCCCGAUUGCAAAUGAGUAAAUGACCUUUGAAUUGCGCUUUUGCGGGAUGUUGAAUUGCACUACUGUCAUCAAUGACAUCUUGCAACGUCAUCGAGGCCACAAGCAGAAGGGAGGACAGAAGUUUGGAUAAUGGAAAUAACCCACAUGUUCUCUAUAUAGCUGUUAUUUAUUAUUAUGAAAGUACAGAGCGAGAAUUGCUUAUACCCACCUGAAAGAGUCACCUGUGUGUCUAUGUUACUUCCCCUGUCAACAGUGUGAAUAUGUAUCUCCCAGUGAAGGCCUAAAUGAUGUAUGUGACGUCUGUGAGUGUGAAUAAUCCAAUAAUGGCCUAUGUAACUAUUUAGAUCAACCUUGUGGUCUUCAGCGAAAAGCUAUGAGGGAAAGCGAAUGGCGGAAGAGUUUGGGGAAUGUGAAGUGUUUUUUUAUUGUUAUUAUUUGUGUGUUUUAUUGGAUGAUCGGAGGUGUGUUUAGUUCUCUCUCUCUCUCUCUCUCAAAGAGCCCACCAGGUUAAGACCCAGCAUCACACCAAGCACUUGACAUUUAUGGAGUUGUAAUUCGAAAAGGUAAAAGAAUAAAUAAUAAGAAAAGCUG